Lolium perenne is the source of this 1071-nucleotide messenger RNA. Lineage: Eukaryota; Viridiplantae; Streptophyta; Magnoliopsida; Poales; Poaceae. The record is from RefSeq and is a predicted model, not a curated record.
AUGGCGGCGGGCUCGGGCCUCGCUGCGGGUGGUGCGGGGGCGGCUGCGUGCGGGGGCGGGCGUGAGCGCGAGCUGCGAGCCAGGGAGCGGCGGCGGGCGGCCCGCUUGGCGGGCGCGCGAGGUGGUGGCCUGGUCGAGGAAGAGCACGCGCGCGCGGAGGCUCGCUGCUGCGUGCGGCCCGUGCGGGGAAGGGAGCGGAUGCGGGCGAGGCGGUCGAGCGCAGCGGUGGCCGUGGCUGAUUUUUGCGGGCGCGCGUGCGAGCACGAGGGAGCAGGGCGGAGCUGCUGCGGGGCCAGCGGAUGCGGCGCGCGGCCUGAACAGUUCGAGGAGACUCAAAUUGGUCAACUCCACAUCCUCGCUCACGGCCGGUCGGCCGGCCACCACGCAGCGCAGCGAGCAGCUUCCGCUCCCAUCGCAUCAAUCCGAGCAGCGGCACCCGCCCAGCUCGCGCUGCUACUCUCCCGCCAAGCACGACGAGCGGGCGCUAGCCGCCCACCGCCGAGCUCGCCUCCCCCUCGCGCCAAGCCACGCGCGAGCCCGCCCCGCGUCAACCACCAGGCCGCCGUGCCCCGCCUACGGCAAGCUUCCGCCUCGUGCCCCGCCCGCAUCCGCGGCUGCACGCGCUGCUCCUGCCCCCGCUCAACUCCCGCUCGCUGCAGCCCUCCACGGCCAAGGCCGAGGCCGCCCGCGUGCUCAUCACCAAUCCCCACCAACUGCCUGGCCCUGCCCGCUUGCGCCGCCUGCUUCUACUCCCGCAGCCGCCGCUCACCAGCCCUGCUGCAGCACGCCCGGCCGACCCGCCCGCAUCCGCCCGUUUCACCUCCACGCGCGCAGCACCACCAACAUCCACGCAAAAUCGCCUCCAACCGGAGCAAACCGGGCGGCACACCGGGCCACCCGGUUGAAACCGGAGCACAGACCGGUGCCAUCCGGCGCAAUCCAGGGGCUCCAUCCGGUCCGGGGCCCGGUCUGGACCGGGCGCGCCAGUCCCAGAUCCGGUUUGACCGGGUUCUGGACCGGUUUGACCCAUUUUCGUCCAAUUUUGACUUCACUUUUUGCCCCAAAUUUUGA